Molecule: messenger RNA, 1111 nt
Organism: Lycium barbarum (goji berry)
Lineage: Eukaryota; Viridiplantae; Streptophyta; Magnoliopsida; Solanales; Solanaceae
Exons: 2
Coding region: 306-950 (214 amino acids)
Source: RefSeq, a predicted model, not a curated record
UCCAUAAUGGAUGAAACCCCCAUUCUAAUUUCCCAUGUCUUGCCAUGCUUAUUUUGAGAUGGACAAGUGUCCCUUCACACCAAAAAAAAGAAACCUCUCAUUCUUAAAUUCUCUUCUUGUUUGAAAGCAAAUCACAUAUCACAUAUUUGUCACAGUGAUUCCACGAAUCUCAAAAAGUGCCACGUGUUAUGACUUCAUAAAUUAUAUAUGCAGCCUCCCUUUGGCCCUUAACCUAUAAAUAGAUUGACUUUGGUGGUGCAAAUCUCACACUUAAGCUGGUUUUUCUUCACUUAGAUACGUACAGAAUGGAGUGGUCUCCUCAACAAGCCAUGGAAGCUUACUUGAAUACUCUUCAAUUGUCUAAAAGUCUUCAUUAUCGAGAUAGAAAGCUCAUAGAACCAGAAUGUGUGGAACUCAUAUCAGCUUUAGCAGCUGGAAACAGAUCAAAAGUAAUAUUAGAAAUCACCACAGAAUGCAUAACACCCUUCACUAUCGCCCUUGCUAUGGCAGCCAAACUUAGCGGUGGCCGGCUAAUCUGCGUCCUCCCUUACCAUAAAAGCAACAAUGUUGAUUUAAAAUUACCACAUCAUGAAGAACUCAAAAAUGUGAUUGAGUUUGUAGUUGGGAAGAACCCUAAUGAAGUCAUCAAGAAGUUCAAGAAAGUUGACUUUCUAGUGAUUGAUUGUAAAUUUGGAGACCAUUUGAAGUUGUGGAAGAAUAAUCUUGAAGUGAUGAAUCCAAAAGGAUGUGUGGUUGUAACGAGAAAUAAUAAUAUUGGUGGAAUUUGUACAAGAAAGGUUUGUUUUAGUGAAAUCAUAAAAGGCAAGAAAGGGAUCGAGUGUGUCACUAUGCCUAUAGGAGAAGGUAUUGAGUUGACAAAGAUAAAAUCAUCUUCUUGCAAGAAAGAGAGUAGCAGAUUCAAAAGAUUUCAUGUUACAUUUGAGAACUGAGCUUGUUGUAGUCAUACUAGAUUCCAAGAGAUGUCAAGAGGUAUAACUGUAGAUAUAGAUCUGUAUCAGCAGAAAUAAUACGUUUGUUUAUAGUUAAUUAAUUACUUGGGGAUUUAUAUAUUUAAUUUCGUUAUUGAAGUGUUACGAUCCAAAUCUUACAC